This is a messenger RNA of Vicia villosa (hairy vetch), 492 nucleotides long. RefSeq lists its product as uncharacterized. The coding region runs from base 1 to 492 and encodes 163 amino acids. The record is from RefSeq and is a predicted model, not a curated record. The transcript has a single exon. Lineage: Eukaryota; Viridiplantae; Streptophyta; Magnoliopsida; Fabales; Fabaceae.
AUGGAGAUGUGUAAACUUCAUGACAUGGGAGCAAGUGGACCAAAAUUUACUUGGAGAGGCGGAAUUUACCAUGGGGGACAGCGUAUUUAUGAAAGAUUGGAUAGAGUUAUUGGAAAUGAGGAUUGGAAGCUAUUAUUUCCUGAUAGUUAUGUUAAGGUGUUAACAAGAGUAGGCUUUAGUGAUCAUCAUCCCAUCAUGGUGGUUUUAUCUAAUAAUUCUAUUGAUGACAGAGGCAAGCAGUUUAGGUUUGAAAACGCUUGGAUGGUAGAUCAUAAAUAUGAAGAUAGAUUAAAAGGAUUUUGGAAAGCUGGGGAUGAUAUUCUGUCCAAUCUGAAUCGAAUUAAAAGAGAGGCUCAGGAUUGGAAAGAGUGUACUAUUAAUCAUGUUCAACGAACAAAGAAAAGAUUGUUGGCUCGGUUGAGUGGUAUACAAGAAAGCAUACAGUCCAGACACGAUUCUAGAGGGCUGAUCCGGUUGGAAAAAAAGCUGUAG